Messenger RNA from Effrenium voratum, 1316 nucleotides. The record is from the annotation of a GenBank genome assembly. Lineage: Eukaryota; Dinophyceae; Suessiales; Symbiodiniaceae.
AGCGUUUUUUGUGUCUGUGAUCCUUUGGCGCCAUGGCAGGCGUAUGCUCCAUCGAUAUGGAAGCCAUCAGGCAGCCGCGCGCUGUUUACGCGCAAGCAGCGCCUGCGCUGCAACUACCAUCAGACCCGCCGUCUCCUGCUGGCUCAUUGGUCUUCACGCCAGUGAAUGCCCCAUCGACCUACUGGCGAACGACGAUUUGCCCUAACACUCCGCACAAGGGUCAUGCCUGCGUGUCGCACAGCGCGGACUCCACUCCAAGGUCCGGACCCCCGACGCCGGCCGUGCUGUGGCCUUCGGCGCCGAGCCCGUGCGGUUGGGGCAGCUGGAGCUUCGCCAUGAGCCCGACCAACGGCAACACCUGGGCGAGCAACUCGUCGCAGGGAGACUCAGAGCGGACUUUGAGCUCUGCCUUCCCAGAUAGCUUCGGGAAGCAGCCGAUGCUGCGCCGUGCUUGCACUCUACCAACGGCACCGGAAAUCGAGUCUGAUGAAGAAGAGGAUGAUUUUGACAUUGGCAUCGACCGAACGGUGUCUGAGUCCCAAGUGACGGUGAGGCCAAAGGCGAAGGCCGAUGAGGUCCCAAGCCAGCACAGGUUUCUUCAGAGGUUCGAUGCCAUGCAGGCCCAUCACGUGCAGCUGACCCCUGAGCGGCGGGACAAGGUGCACGGCUCUCGCGACCGCGAGAACCGCGAGAACAGCCCGGCCACGGCGGAGAAGAUGAUUCGACCUCGGAGCGUGGCACGGCGCCCCAGUUCCGGCGAGGCUUCGGCCACUUUGACAGCUUCACUCGAGGAAUGCGUGCCGGCAGCGUGCAAAUAGAGUUUGAAGUUUUUGGGUCUUGGCCUGUGGCCAAGGCAGGGUUUUCCCGGCUUGUAUAUGCACACCGCCAGGGGGUGUGUUUUUGCGGCGCCGGGUAAUUCAAGCUGCCAAUCACCGUGAACUUGUCAAUUCAACGUUUUGCUUUGCUUUGUGGCAGCCACUGCAUGGGUAGGCCGCCUUGGCCUUCUGUGUUAGGGGACACAGGACCAGGCUCGAGGCGAAUUCAAGUGGCCAUGGAGUCUGGGAGGAUCUCCCUGUACAGAGAGCUCCAGAAGGCAAACCCGCCGAAAGCGCCUUUCGGGGGCAGACGGCUUGCCGUCAGAGUGAGGCCCCUUCGAUCUGUGGAUGUGCCAAGGCGGCGAAUUGGACGGAUGUGAGCCAGACAGACUGGCCUCACGCCCGUGAUACCGUCGGGAAAUCCGAAAUCCUUCACCGACCGGUGGAGUUUUCCUUCCCUUGCAUCUCUAGCUGGUCGGGUGAAAAUUGCAAGUUGUUCAC